Cloeon dipterum is the source of this 762-nucleotide messenger RNA. Its product is annotated as integumentary mucin C.1-like. The coding region runs from base 1 to 630 and encodes 209 amino acids. Gene Ontology annotation, molecular function: chitin binding. NCBI's taxonomy places the organism in Eukaryota, Metazoa, Arthropoda, Insecta, Ephemeroptera, Baetidae. The record is from RefSeq and is a predicted model, not a curated record. Gene Ontology annotation, cellular component: extracellular region. The transcript has 2 exons.
AUGAAAUUAAAAAUAGGAAAAUUCUUUAAUAAAGAAAUUCCGAUUUCAGCCAAUACAACAUCCGCACCAGGAGUGACGACGACUACGACGCCCUCUGGCUCCGUGACCCCGACCACGACCCGAACCACAACUCCGGAUCCAACCACAACCUCGGCAUCGACCACAACCACGCCGUCUGGAGAGACGACGACGACGACCAGCACGACCACACCGCCGACGACAACUAGUGACCCGAACACCACCACUACACCUCCAGGACCAACUUCCACAUCCACCUCCACUUCCACUACAACCACAACCACCACGACCACAACCACGGGGCCCACGACCACCAGGACCACAACCACUGGCGGUCCGGGUGGCACCACUGUCAACCCGACCGAACCUCCGAGGACUGUUAUGCCAGGCACAGCGGGCGACUUCCGGUGCCUGCCGGCGCAGCUGAAGUGUCCCGACGUGAACUACGGACCGAACGGCGAGAGCGUGUACUUGCCGUCGACGGUGUGCGAGGGAUUCUGCCAGUGCGACUGGCAGGGCGUGGCUCACUUCAUCGACUGCCCUCCCGGCACCUUGUUCAAUGCCAUCCUGUUGGUGUGCGACCUGCCCAUCUCGGCCAACUGCCAACUCUGAACUGAAAUUCUAACACUUUUAGUGCUUUAAUCUAUUAGUAAAUUAUUAACUACCUUUUGAAAAUUUUCACUUUCUUGUGUAUUUUGGCAGUCAGUCGUGUCUCAAAGAAUAAAAAAACGCGUCUAAUGCGAA